AUGUCUUUCUUUGGUUUUAUGAGUUCGCCUGUGUCAAUUCCUCCUGUUUUUGACACAACUCCAUGCCUUGAUCAUUUAAUGGAAUAUGAAGAUUGCGUUAUUGAGUAAGUUUCCUACCUAUACAUAGAAGUUUAAUUGAUUGUUUUAGUGUUGGUUCAAACAAGAAACAAUACUACAUGCCUGCUUGGCCAACUCUCUACCCUGGUCUCAGUGAAGGAAAAUCUAACCACUGGCUUGACACCAGAGUAAUUAUUUUCAAUUAAAAUCUAAACUCAACAAUAGCCCAAAGAUAUGAUCUUUGCAGAUAACUAGGAAAAAGACACCAUUGCUUAGGAUGAAGCAUUAUCUGCCAGACAAAGAUAAUUGCUUUACGAGUGCGAGGAAGAAAGAAUGGUAGUAAAAGCUUGCUUAAGAGAAUUGAUUAAACAAAAAAAGCAUCUUAAACACACUAGUUGGGAUACUGCCGAAUCUUCAAACAUGGCUCUAAGUUGA
Messenger RNA from Stylonychia lemnae, 492 nucleotides. NCBI's taxonomy places the organism in Eukaryota, Ciliophora, Spirotrichea, Sporadotrichida, Oxytrichidae. The record is from the annotation of a GenBank genome assembly.